Cottoperca gobio is the source of this 2362-nucleotide messenger RNA. Its product is annotated as regulation of nuclear pre-mRNA domain-containing protein 1A-like. Gene Ontology annotation, biological process: mRNA 3'-end processing. Lineage: Eukaryota; Metazoa; Chordata; Actinopteri; Perciformes; Bovichtidae. The coding region runs from base 548 to 1453 and encodes 301 amino acids. The record is from RefSeq and is a predicted model, not a curated record. The transcript is spliced from 7 exons. Gene Ontology annotation, molecular function: RNA polymerase II complex binding.
GAUGAAUCUAUCACUCAUUGAGUAAAGGCUUGGUAACAUAUUAAUGUACUGUAUGUAUGUUGUAUGUGUAAGUUAACAGCUGGUGUAACAUAAAUUGAAUUCAAGAAAUGUCCUCAGACAUGAGAGGAAACUAUAAACUAGUACACUCGGUGACUAAACACAAAAACACUGCAAAAACUGUUUCAUUUUAUUAUUUCUUUGAUCGCGUACAAUUAACUCCUCGGAUAAACCUGAACAUUAAUAGGAUCGAUUUCCGAAAUAUCUGAUAUAUAUCAGCCAUAACAUUAUUAUACCUGUAAAUUCCAUUUGAUUUGAACGCAACACAGCUGCCAUACAAAACGUGCGGAAGCAGCUCCUGCAGGCUGCUGUGGUUUGUCCCAAGCUAACCCGCAAGGCAGCCACCCCUACUCUAGAGGAAGGCGGUAGCUAGUUUGCAUUAACAACCAGUAUUUCAAUACCAUUCUUGUAGUGACUGGCUAACUUGCAGUAGAUAAAACAUCUGGGAGAAACCUUAAAGCUGCCUCGUACUCCCUGCGAUCUCGUCAAGAUGUCAGCUUUCUCUGAGGCGGCUUUAGAAAAGAAACUAUCCGAGCUCAGCAACUCACAGCAAAGUGUGCAGACGUUGUCGUUGUGGCUCAUUCAUCAUAGAAAACACUCAAGAACCAUUGUCAGUGUUUGGAUCAACGAACUGAAAAAAGCUCAGGUAUCACGCAAGCUGACCUUCCUCUACUUGGCCAAUGACAUAAUUCAGAACAGCAAGAAGAAAGGACCAGAGUUCACUCAGGACUUUGCUCCAGUCAUCGUUGAAGCAUUCAAACAUGUGUACAGGUCAGAUUUUACAAAUCAUCAAGAUGGCGAGGAGGGCUGUAAGAAACAGCUGGGUCGGGUUUUGUCCAUCUGGCAGGAGAGAGCUGUGUACGAGAACAACCUGCUGGAUCAGCUCUCACAAGUCCUAUAUGGAGAAAAGAAAGCUAAGAAGAGGACGUAUGAGGAGAUCCGACCAGCUGAUGAGGACUUUGCUUCCCAGAGCUCCCCAGCCGAGCCCCCCCAGACGGCAGAGUUAAUCCGAGCUCUGCAGGAGCUGGAAAAUGCAGCCUCUGGCGACUCAGUGCUGCGUCAGCGCAUCUCCUCCCUUCCUGCUGAGGUGCAAGACACGUCACUACUACAUAGGAUCACAGAUAAGGAAUCAGGGGAGCGGCUUUCCCGGCUGGUGGAGGAGGCCUGCAUGUUGCUAGCAGACUACAGCGGCCGAUUGGCGGCAGAGAUUGAUGAUAGGAGGCAGCUCACGCGCACACUAGUGGUCUUCCUGCAAAGCCAGAAGGACGGGCUCACCCAGAACGAGCAGAAACUUGAAGAAUACAAACGCAAACUGGCAAGGGUGACCCAGGUCCGGAAGGAGCUGCGUUCACGUCUGAACAAUCUUCCAGGAGGACUCUACAACUCUUCAAACUGACUGAAGUUUCACCUCAUGACCACAUACUGGACCCUCCUGCUACGGAAACAUCUCAACCUCUCUCUUUACCGUAGUUCUCUGUUCUUGGUUUUACAAAGUGUGGUGGUGACCUGUCGUUCUCAUUCAGUCUAACAGAUUAUUUAUCCACAUGAUUUUUAUUACCAUAUUUUUCUCUGUGAGCUCAUCUCUUUGUGCUGUAUGUUAUCAGCACAUUGUAAAUUAAGAUGCAUAAUCAUCAUGCCUUGGCCCCUAAGUUUCACAGCUUUAAAGUGGCACGGGUGAUGCUGGUGUGAUAUUUUUAUAUUUAUAGGGAUUUAAGAUAAUGCACCAGAGAAUAUCCCCUUAGUGUGAUCAUUUAUAAUAAUUCAGUGUUUUAGAUUUCUGUCAUAACUUUCUUUGACUAUAUUUGUAAAUGCAUCUGUCUUACUCUUGGUAAUAGAUCAGUGUUUUUAUGGAGUGUGAAAAGGCCUCUGAGGAGAACAGUAAACUUGUGGUAGUAGUAAGCCAUGUCCCUGAAAGCAAACCAAAAUGUGUAAUUAUCAUUUACGUAAAGCGUGGGAGGGGCCAGUCAUGGGUCAGUGUACAUACUCACAUUUGAAUGUAAAUAUGAUGGGAGUUAUACCUGUAAGUUUCCUUACAUCUUCAUAGUUGCUCAGACCUCCACUGUACUGAAAUAUGGAGUCCGUUGUCUUGUUUACUGUAUCCUACUGCUUCAUAGAUUUAUCCUUAAGUCCACACUGAAUGCUGUGAAGAUGCCUGACACAGCUUGAGAGGUGCCCAAAGCCAGACUGAAGCUGUUUGUUUUUGUACAUAUGAAGCAGAUUCUUCUUAGAACCAAAUAAACAGAAAAUGUACAAAUCUAUGCAGUCCUGUCUGCAGUUUAUGCCAUUUGAUUAGAUUGCAUUUGUU